Molecule: messenger RNA, 4985 nt
Organism: Cucurbita maxima (winter squash)
Lineage: Eukaryota; Viridiplantae; Streptophyta; Magnoliopsida; Cucurbitales; Cucurbitaceae
Product: lysine-specific demethylase JMJ705
Exons: 7
Coding region: 230-4771 (1513 amino acids)
Biological process (GO): chromatin remodeling
Cellular component (GO): nucleus
Molecular function (GO): histone H3K4me/H3K4me2/H3K4me3 demethylase activity
Source: RefSeq, a predicted model, not a curated record
UUUUUUUUUUUUUUUUUCACCUCUGGGUUUUUGCUCUUCUCUUUCCUUUCCUCUGUAUGAUUGGAGAAACAGGGGAAAUUGGAUUUGUGAAGAUUUCUAGAAGGAAGAGGCAGAGAAUUUGAAGCAGCAGGGGAAUGUGAGGAGGUUGUUCUGUUGUGAUUCUGUGGCUUGGUUGAAAAUGGGUCUUGCAUGAGAAACCUUGCUGCAGUUCACCUUCAACUUCGUAUUAAUGGCAGCCACGGCUCUGGCGGCGGAGCCGCCGCAAGAGGUACUUUCCUGGCUCAAAACCCUACCUCUGGCUCCCGAAUACCACCCGACUUUGGCAGAGUUUCAAGAUCCAAUUUCAUACAUUUUCAAGAUCGAAAAAGAGGCUUCCAAGUUUGGAAUCUGCAAAAUUGUGCCCCCUGUAUCUCCAUCACCGAAGAAAACUGUAAUUGUCAAUUUCAAUAGGUCGCUUGCAGCUCGUGCCCCCUGUUCUGACACGAGCGAUUCCAAAUCUCCGCCUACAUUCACUACUCGACAACAACAGAUCGGGUUUUGCCCGCGUAAAACUCGGCCGGUUCAGAAAUCAGUGUGGCAGAGCGGCGAGUACUACACAUUUCAGCAAUUUGAAGCUAAGGCGAAGAGCUUUGAGAAGAGCUAUUUGAAGAAAUGUGUGAAGAAAGGGGGGCUUUCGCCUUUAGAAAUCGAGACGCUCUAUUGGAGAGCCACUUUGGACAAGCCGUUUUCAGUGGAAUAUGCGAACGACAUGCCUGGUUCAGCUUUUGUGCCGGUAAAUGCAAAAAUGCUUCGGGAGGCAGGGGAAGGAACAACGCUUGGGGAGACGGCAUGGAACAUGAGGGGGGUGUCUAGGGCGAAGGGGUCUCUAUUGAAGUUUAUGAAGGAGGAGAUUCCAGGAGUUACUUCGCCAAUGGUGUACGUAGCUAUGAUGUUCAGCUGGUUUGCUUGGCAUGUAGAAGACCAUGACUUGCAUAGCUUAAAUUAUCUGCAUAUGGGGGCGGGAAAGACAUGGUAUGGCGUACCUAGAGAUGCUGCUGUGGCGUUUGAGGAGGUUGUAAGGGUUCAGGGAUACGGAGGAGAAAUCAAUCCCCUUGUCACUUUUGCUGUUCUUGGUGAGAAGAUCACUGUAAUGUCACCUGAAGUUCUAGUUAGCGCUGGAGUUCCAUGUUGCAGGUUAGUGCAAAAUGCUGGUGAAUUUGUUGUCACUUUUCCUCGGGCUUAUCAUACAGGUUUCAGUCAUGGGUUUAACUGUGGGGAGGCAGCCAAUAUUGCAACUCCAGAAUGGGUAAGGCUUGCUAAAGAUGCUGCAAUUCGUAGAGCUUCGAUCAAUUAUCCUCCGAUGGUCUCUCAUUUUCAGUUGCUAUACGAUCUUGCUUUAAGUUCCAGAUCACCUCUGUGCACGGGUGCUGAACCAAGAAGUUCACGACUAAAAAAUAAAAGAAAGAGUGAAGGGGAAGCAGUUAUAAAAGAGUUAUUUGUACAGAAUAUUGUAGAGAAUAACAGCCUGCUGGACAUUCUUGGAAGAGGAGCGUCGGUUGUACUUCUUCCCCCAGGUUCUUCAGAUUCUAUUUAUUCGAGACAGCGCAUUGGAUCCCACCCGAGAGCAAAAUCUAGAUUUCCUGUUGGUUUUUGCAGUUCUAAGGAAGAAACCAAAUCUUCUCAAAGUUUUGAUUAUGAUAAUCUCACACUAGAAAAUAGCCAGGGAAUGAAUCAAGUUAAAGGUUUCUAUUCAGCUAACAGGCUGUAUUCUACUCUCUCUGAAAGAAACAUGGAGAAUUUAUGUGAUUCAAGGUCGAAGACUUCGAAUGGCAGCAACGAACGAGGUGGUAAUGUUCUUAGUGAUGGAUUAACAGAUCAAAGGCUGUUUUCUUGUGUCACAUGUGGCAUUUUAAGCUUUGCCUGUGUAGCCAUCGUCCAACCCAGAGAACAAGCUGCUAGGUACCUUAUGUCAGCUGACUGUAGCUUCUUUAAUGAUUGGGCUGUUGGUUCUGGGAUAGCUAUUAGAGAUGGGCAUGCAGUUAGCUCUCAGCAGAUUAGUAAUAGUGGAAAAAGAGAUACGUGCGUUUCUGAUGGUUUGUACGACGUCCCAGUCCAGGCUGUCAAUCGCCAGCUUCCAAUUGCAGAUGAAAGUUACAAAGCUAAUCUAAGUACUGAAAAACGGAAUGAGACUUCUGCCCUUGGCAUGCUCGCAUUGGCAUAUGGACAUUCUUCCGAUUCUGAGGAGGACAAUGCUGAAGCAGAUGCUGCGUUAAAUCCCGGCGAUGCUAAACUAACGGUUUGUUCUUCAGGAAACCAAUAUCAGUAUGACAAUUCUGGUCUUACUUCUAGUGAAAAUUGCAAAAAUACUGCAACUUUGGAUCACAAUGCCUCGUCAUUUGGCGUUAACACUACAGAUCAAAUGCACUUCCAAAUCAAUGACUAUGAAGAAUUUGGACAAGCUAGAUGUUCUUCUGAGUCUGAAAUGGAUGGCAUAGGUUCAACUAAGAAAAAUGGCUUGUCGCCUAGAUAUCAAGAUUUGCAUGUGAACGACAGAUCUUCCUUAGACGCUGAUACUGAAAAACCAACGUUUGACGAAUCCACGGAACCGGUGGAGAUUGAGAAUAUGCCAUUUGCUCCAGAUAUUGAUGAAGACUCCUCUAGGUUGCAUGUAUUCUGCCUAGAGCACGCAAAAGAAGUGGAACAACAACUUCGACCAAUUGGAGGAGCGCACAUUCUUUUACUCUGUCAUCCAGACUAUCCGAAGAUGGAGGCAGAAGCAAAAGUGGUGGCACAAGAAUUAAGUAUGGACCAUGUGUGGACCGAUACGACGUUCAGAGGUGCCACCGAAGAUGAAGAAAGGAGAAUUCAGUUAGCUUUAGAUAGUGAGGAAGCGAUUCCAGGUCAUGGAGAUUGGGCUGUAAAGUUGGGAAUAAAUCUGUUUUAUAGUGCCAACCUUAGUCACUCUCCUCUUUAUAGUAAGCAGAUGCCAUACAAUUCUGUUAUUUAUAAUGCAUUUGGCCGUAGUGCUACUCCCAACGCUUCUGGUAAGCCGAAAGUCUAUCAAAGGAGGACUGCUGGAAAGUUGAAACGAUUAGUUGCAGGGAAAUGGUGUGGGAAAGUCUGGAUGUCGAAUCAAGUUCAUCCUUUGCUAGCAAAGCGAGAUCCUCAACAAGAAGAUGUAGACGUCUUCCAUUCUUGGACAAUGCCGGAUGAGAAGUUUGACAGGAAAUCGGAAAAUGUCCGUAAAAAUGAGACUGUUAUGGUGAAUAGAAAAUCUGCUGGCAAGAGAAAAAUGACUCGUGGGAGUGGAACAGCUAAAAAGGCGAAACCCCGAGAGUCAGAGGACAUGGUUUCAGAUGAUUCAGUCGAAGAUUGUGUCGAUCAGCAUCAUAAUAUUCAUCGGAACAAGCGAUACAAAUUUGUUGAGAUCAAUGAUGCUAUGUCAGAUGAUUCUGUUGAGGAUGAUUCUUGUGGAAAACAUGGAGGAGUUUCCAUUAGCAAGGGAGUGACAUAUUGUCGAACCUAUGACACCGGUUCAGAGGACUCUCUCGGAGAUCGUCGUAAUCAGCAGCACAGAGGGUUCUCUGGAUUCAAGCUGCCGAAAUGGGGUGAGAUAGAACCCGCAGUUUCUGAUGAUUCCUUAGAGCACGAUUCUUCUCGGCAUCGUGAGCAACAUAUAAGGAUUCCAAGAAGCAAGCAAACCAAUGUUCUUAAAAAGAAUGUCGUUUCACAUGAUAUACGGGACGAUAGUUUUCUUUGGCAUCAUCAAAGGACUUCCAGAAGCAAGAAGGCGAAAUCAAUCGAGAGUGAAGAUGUCGUUUCAGAGGACUCUGUUGAAAAUGAUUCUCAUCAGCAUAGAAGUAGGCCUCAAAGGAAACCAGCCAAAUCCACCGCGAGGGAAGACGUAUUCUCAGAUGAUCCAGACGAAGAUGAUAAUUCUCUUCUGCAGCAUAGAAGAAACAUGCAAUUCAAUACAUCAGAUAACCAACUUGAUGAUAGUGUUGAUCAAUACAGGAGGAGAGUACUCCGAAGUAAGCCAGUCAAGGCCGAGACAAUUUCUCAAAUGAAACAAGAGAUCCUGCGAUCUGCGAAGCGAGGAGCCUCGCAGACUUUGAAAGAAGAAUUUGCUCAAUCCUUAAAAUGUGGAGGCCGCCAUACCUCAAACUUAGAGACCCCUCAGCCAAGAAUACAACAUGCCGCUAAUCGGCACGGUAAGCAAGCUAAGAGGAAUAGUAAAUCGACCGAUUUGGAAUCAGAAAACGAGCAACCAGGUGGACCUAGCACACGUCUUCGAAAAAGAACUCUAAAGCCUACUAAACUUACAGAAGCGAAACUGAAAGAUAAAAAACCAAUUAGCAAGAAAAAGGUGAAGAAUAGUUCAUCUUUGAAGACUCCAGCAGGCCGUAGAGAUUCAAAAGCAGCAGGGGAUGAGGAAUCAGAAUAUCUUUGCGACAUCGAGGGUUGCAAUAUGAGUUUCGGUUCAAAACAAGAACUUGUUGUGCACAAACGAAAUGUUUGUCCUGUCAAAGGGUGUGGGAAGAAGUUCUUCUCACACAAGUACCUCGUGCAGCAUCGUCGAGUCCACAUGGACGACCGUCCCCUUAAAUGUCCAUGGAAGGGCUGCAAGAUGACGUUCAAAUGGGCAUGGGCACGAACAGAACAUAUUCGUGUUCAUACAGGUGCCCGACCUUACGUUUGUGCUGAACCAGGAUGUGGUCAGACAUUCAGAUUCGUUUCGGAUUUCAGUCGUCACAAGCGGAAGACUGGACAUUCAACAAAGAAAGGUAGAUGAAUGUGUUUAAUUGACAGAUUUAGGAUAUGAUUAGAUAUAGGGAUAGAUUUAGAACAUCCCUGUAAUUAUAUAUUAUGAUUCAGAGUAACAAUUAACUCUGUUGUGCUGUCUGUUUUCGUUGGUGCUAUAUAUUUUAUGUAAACUGAGCAAUUGCUUGGUUCUUCAAACAUUCUUGGCCAAUGAAGUCGGAUGCUAAUCCUGAUCUUGGUGCUAU